AUGUCGCUGCAGAAGCUGAUACAAAACCACUAUCUGGUAGUGCAGCUACGUUUGUUGUACCGUGGCGACUCGUUGGUCAACGAAUUGGCCCUUCAAAGAGCGCUUGUCUCGCGGUUGAACACUCUGGGCAGCGUCUUGUAUGCAUCGUCAAACGCCAAGUCUUGGCAGCACACGUUGCAAAGAAACCCCCCAAAAUUGGAUUUGGUAAUUUCUACAAGUGAUCUACCUGUUCUAGCGUCUAUCGUGCUGAAUCUGAGAGGAUUUGGGGGCACUUUCGAUGCAAAAUCCGCACCUCUCGCCCCAGAUGGCAUCACAGAGAUCAACCAAAAACCACAGCUGCGAUCGGCUUAUAAUGAUUUGCGACGUGGGUGGGCGCUUAACGAACGCCGUAGAAAAGUAAGGUCACGAGAAGUGCGAUCUUUCACAGUUUUGGAACCGUGGGUCUUCGCCAGUACUCCGUCUGAAACUGUAGCCACAACGGAUAACGAUACAGUGACCUUAGCACUUGAAAAUGCGAGCGAUACAGUCGCAGUGGACCAAGAACACGAUUUUAGAGGAAGCAGGUUCUUCAAAUUCGAUAGAUGGCAGCCUGCGAACAAUAAGAUUACCAGUUCCAACUCAAUAGGAUCACCGUCAGAUCCUACCAAAAGAUUGCCACAACUAAAGGACGCAUUUUACGAUGAAAUUGGUUUGCUAAGGCCCCUUGACCGGCGGUAUGUAUGUUUGGAGCCAAGGCUUUACAAAGAUUUUGGUGCGUUACCUAAGGGUUUGAGUCAAUGGUUUGAGGGCUUGGCUCAAGGAAAUUUCGAUCUUACAGCCACUGAGCAGGAUAAAUUGGGAAUUCUUCUCAAGGGUUUUAAAGGUUUUUCGACAUAG
This is a messenger RNA of Lachancea mirantina, 876 nucleotides long. The record is from the annotation of a GenBank genome assembly. Lineage: Eukaryota; Fungi; Ascomycota; Saccharomycetes; Saccharomycetales; Saccharomycetaceae.